Molecule: messenger RNA, 2521 nt
Organism: Drosophila yakuba
Lineage: Eukaryota; Metazoa; Arthropoda; Insecta; Diptera; Drosophilidae
Product: sodium-independent sulfate anion transporter
Exons: 7
Coding region: 635-2503 (622 amino acids)
Biological process (GO): transmembrane transport
Cellular component (GO): membrane
Molecular function (GO): sulfate transmembrane transporter activity
Source: RefSeq, a predicted model, not a curated record
CCUGCGUAAACAAGAGGUAAGAUUCUCAGGUUAGAUAGAUUCAUAGGCUUUUCAAGUGGUUUAUGAAGUAAGACACGUUUCAAAAGUUAUCUAUCGGUUAAUUAGGAAGCAACAUCUUUCAAAUUCAACUGCAUAAGAUUCCUAGCCAAGAUUGACCUAUAUAGGCCUUUCAAGUGUCCAGAUAUCGCUGUUAAAUACCCCGAUUACACAAAUUUCGGAUCUCGUGAGGAGAUAGCGCGAAGUUCAUCACGACUGGCCCACUUAAUCGCUCUGCAGUCUUCGUCUUCGUCUCUAUCUCUUAUCGUUGUCAGCCGAACACCUUCCCCAAAACUAACAGAACUGAACUGAACUGAACUGUCCGAUGAUAACUGCCUACGCAUUCACAUAUUCGCACAGUCGCUUUCAGUAAUAACCCCGUCGACUGGCGGCCGCUUGACCACUCGUCUGCCCACGCUGGAGUGGAUCGGAUCGGCUCGUUCCCUUUAAACUGCAGCCAGGCUCCACUGAACCGGAGUCCAGCAAGCGUGAAUCUAACAAGUGACCGCUAAUUAAUCAUCCACAACGUGUAAUCCAAAUCAAAAGUUCCUCUAGUAUUGGCCGAUCGAUCGUAAAGUGCUUCAAAGAUCUUGUCGACAUGCGCGAUAACGAAGAUGAUCUCUAUCGGGAGCGCCUGCCAAAUGUUUGCGGUGCCGUGGGCUCAAAGGCGAGGAGCUGCUGCAGCAUGCGCUCCGUGCACAGAUACCUGCCCGUCACUGAUUGGCUGCCGAAGUACCAGUUGAGCUUUCUGGCCAUGGAUGUGGUGGCGGGUCUCACCGUGGGCCUCACAGCCGUUCCACAGGCCAUAGCCUAUGGAGCUGUGGCCAAUCUGCCGCCAGCCUAUGGGCUCUACUCCGCUUUUAUGGGUGGAUUUGUGUACAUACUGCUCGGAACCUGCAAGGACAUCACAGUGGGCCCCACGGCCAUCAUGGCGCUAAUGGUGCAGCCAUAUGUGAACGGCAACCCGGCGUAUGCGGUGCUGAUAUGCUUCAUGUCCGGCUGCAUCAUCACCCUAAUGGGCUUACUCAAUCUCGGAGUGCUCAUGCGGUUUAUAUCGGUGCCGGUGACGACGGGUUUUACGAUGGCAGCCGCCAUAACCAUUGCCACCGGCCAGGUUAAUAGCCUCUUCGGCAUCAGCAGUAGUGCCAGUGGGUUCCUUAACAGCUGGAUAUACUUCUUUGGCCACAUAACGCACACACGCCGCAACGAUGCCAUCCUGGGCUGCGGCACACUCGUACUCCUGCUGCUCAUGAGGCAACUUAAAGACCUGCCUUUUGGCAUCAAAAGCGUGUGGAAGUAUAUUUCGCUGGCCCGCAAUGCUGUGGCCGUGUUAAUUGGCAUACUGCUGUGCUAUCUCCUGAAAAGCGAUGGCAAGCUGCCCUUUCUAGUCAGCGGCAGCAUCACACCAGGCCUGCCGCCCUUCAAGCCUCCUCCCUUUCACACGGAGGAUCCAGAGACGGGGGAAACCAUCAGCUUUGGUGGCAUGAUUUCAACCGUGGGCACUGCCCUGGUGUCCAUUCCACUGUUGUCUAUAUUGGAGAGCAUAGCUGUGGCCAAGGCCUUCUCGAAGGGCAAGAUUGUGGACGCAUCGCAGGAGAUGAUUGCCCUGGGCGUCAGCAACAUCCUCAGCAGCUUCUUCUCCUCCAUGCCCAUCACUGGUUCCUUCACAAGGACAGCCAUCAACAAUGCCAGUGGAGUGAGAACCCCGCUGGGUGGUGCGGUUACCGGCGCUCUCGUUCUCAUGACCCUGGCCUUCCUCACCUCCACGUUUGCCUACAUUCCCAAGGCGACCCUGGCAGCCAUUAUCAUUGCGGCCAUGUUCUUUAUGGUGGAGUACGAGACCAUUGGCGAGAUUUGGCGGGCUAAGAGUGAGUGUUGCGUGGGAAUAGGAACCACGUGUAGUUGUAGUAACUCUGGAUAUCUUGCAGAGCGCGAUAUGCUGCCUUUCCUGGUAACCGUGUUGACCUGCGUCUUCUGGACCCUGGAGUACGGCAUGGUGGUGGGCAUUGUCUUCAAUGCGCUGUUCCUGCUCUACAAGAGCAUGAAGCCGCAGUUUUACUUGACAACCGAGAAGUUUAAUGGCGUCGAGGUGACCAUGGCCGACCUCAAGGGUAGCGUGGAUUACGCGGCAGCCGAGUACUUGAAGAUGUCGAUUGUGUCGCACGUGACGCAAAGGAACAGCGAGGGAGGUGCUCCCACCACACUGGUGGUCAUUAAGGGGCACGAGAUCGCCUCAAUUGAUACGACCGUGGCUUUGAACCUGAAAUCGCUGCGCGAAGAUCUCGCCCUGUUGAAGUGCGACAUGAUCUGCUGGAACUGGAGUAUUCCGGCGGCGGGAGUAAUUUGCCGGAUGGAUAGGAAGCUGCGCAGUAUGUUCAAGUUCUCGAAAAGCUUUCCCGACCUAAUGCAAACAAUUGCGGAUGCCGAGGCAGCCGAUUCGUGUAUCGCCGUUGACUUGAGUCAAUAAAGAGUGCUCUUUUGUCUA